Mycena indigotica is the source of this 936-nucleotide messenger RNA. Its product is annotated as WD40 repeat-like protein. Gene Ontology annotation, molecular function: phosphatidylinositol-3,5-bisphosphate binding; phosphatidylinositol-3-phosphate binding; protein binding. Gene Ontology annotation, biological process: protein localization to phagophore assembly site; autophagy of mitochondrion; protein lipidation. Lineage: Eukaryota; Fungi; Basidiomycota; Agaricomycetes; Agaricales; Mycenaceae. The transcript is spliced from 6 exons. Gene Ontology annotation, cellular component: extrinsic component of membrane; cytosol; phagophore assembly site membrane. Bases 1 to 936 code for a protein of 311 amino acids. The record is from RefSeq and is a predicted model, not a curated record.
AUGCGGCUCCUACAUGUUAUCGAGACGUUGCCCAAUCCUGAAGGAAUUUGCGCUCUUUCCCCCUCCGCAGACGCUCCAUAUCUUGCAUACCCGGCUCCAUUACCAUCUCCAGCCCUUUCAGCAGCUUCAGCAGCGGAUUCGUCCAGUUCGGCAACGAAUUCUAGUGUUGCUGGUGGGGGGGAUGUAAUGCUCUUCAGCACAAGAGCUCUGGCACCAGUCAACGCAGUCAGAGCCCACCGCAGCCCGCUGGCGAUGACCAGCCUCAGUGGAGACGGAAGUUUGCUUGCAACAGUCAGUGUAAAAGGCACCGUUAUUCGUGUUUUCGCGACGCCUUCAAUGGACAAGCUGUAUCAAUUCAGACGUGGGGCCCGGGAAACACGUAUCUACUCCCUUGCUUUCAAUCCAGCGGGCACGCUGCUUGCGGCGGGUAGCGAACGCGGUACAGUUCACCUGUGGAGAAUCGGUGGUGGGAAUGGGAAGGCUGGGUCGAGCAGGGCGAGCGUGAGGGACGAUUCCUCGGUGACUGGGUCGGCAGAGGGCGACGUCCAACCACAGCCGGAUUACGAUGCCAAUGCGAACGGGAAUGGCGAGGCGAGCAAAAAGGGCAUGAGCACCGUUCUUCGCCGACGAUCACUCAAUCUCACCAACUCGCUCACCAAGGCGGCUGCCUCAUACCUCCCUUCGAGUAUCGCGGAAAUGUGGGAACCAACGAGAGAUUUUGCGUUCUUCAGGUUACCGCCACCGGUGCCUGUAUCUGGGGGAGGGACGGCAGAUAGGCGAUGUGUUGUUGGGCUAAGCAGCACAACACCACAUGCCAUGGUCAUAUCGUCCGACGGGUACUUUUACGUGUAUAGCAUUGAUUUGGAGAAGGGCGGGGAGUGCGUGCUGGUCAAGCAGUAUUCAUUACUCGAGUCGAGUUCGGACGGUGGGAUGUAG